CACAGUACCGACCGCUGUCUGUCGAUCGCAGGUGUCAACGGAGCAAGCGUCCCUGCAGCGGCGAGUCAGGAAACCUAUCUGUCCCGUCGACAAAAACAUCAGUCCUCCGGAGUCGCCGGCACUACAGAACGGACGGCCUGACAAUGCUCGAAUGAGACCGUGAGCUCGCGUCUGUUGCCAGGGCAGGUUUAAGCGAGGAAGAGGGCGGCUUUCCGGGCUGUAGACAGCGGGCUCGCGGAGCGUCUUCAGCGGGGAGCGCUGCGGUCCUGCUGCCGCCGCCACCGCUACAGCUGCCGCUAAAAUGUUCGUACAGGAGGAGAAGAUCUUCGCAGGCAAAGUCCUGAAGGUCCACGUCUGUACAAUGGAGGGAUCCGAGUGGUUGGAGGAAGUCACGGAAGACACCACAAUAGAGAAACUCAAGGAGAAAUGCUUAAAGCAUUAUGUCCAUGGAAGUCUAGAGGAUCCUAAAACCCUUACACAUCACAAACUCAUUCAUGCUGCCACUGAGAGAAUUCUCACUGAAUCCAAAACAGUCUCUGAGGAAAAUCUUAAAGAUAAAGAUUGUUUAAUACUGUUAAAGAAAAGACCUCCACCAGCUCCACCAAAAAUGACCGACAUAUCUUCUGAAGAGAAGAAGAAGCAAGACAACAAAGCUCCAGAUAAGGAUGCCAUCCUCAAAGCCACAGCAAGCCUGUCCACUCGUAACACUGACCGUACAGUAACACAGCACAACAUCAGAGAUUUUCAGACAGAGCUGAGAAAGAUUCUAGUUUCGCUUAUCGAGGUCGCUCAGAAGCUGCUGGCUCUGAAUCCUGAUGCUGUAGAGCUUUUUAAAAAGGCCAAUGCCAUGUUAGAUGAGGAUGAGGAGGACCGCGUGGAUGAAACGGCCCUGCAGCAGUUGACUGAGAUGGGUUUCCCUGAGAGUCGUGCUGUGAAGGCUCUGCGCUUAAACCACAUGUCUGUGACCCAGGCUAUGGAAUGGCUGAUUGAGCAUGUUGAUGACCCCAUGGUUGAUGCGCCUCUACCAGGACAGGAGAGUCCAGGGGCAGCCGCCGCUGCAGCGCCUGCUCCAGGAGCCUCUGCCACAGCUUUAGCAGCCCGUGCUCGUUUGAUCUCCCAGGCCAGCAUAGACGAGGCCAAACAGGAUGAACUGACAGAGAUCUUUAAAAGGAUCAGAAGAAAAAGAGAGUUCAGACCAGACUCACGGGCAGUGAUUGCACUAAUGGAGAUGGGCUUCGAUGAGAAGGAAGUGAUCGAUGCUCUCCGCGUCAAUAAUAAUCAACAGGAUGCAGCUUGCGAAUGGCUGCUCGGUGACAGAAAGCCCAGUCCUGAGGAUCUGGACAAAGGCAUCGAUACCAACAGUCCACUGUUUCAGGCUAUCCUGGAGAACCCCGUUGUACAGCUUGGUCUCACAAACCCCAAGACUCUUCUAGCAUUUGAGGACAUGCUGGAGAAUCCGCUGAACAGCACACAGUGGAUGAAUGAUCCUGAGACGGGUCCCGUCAUGCUCCAAAUCUCCAGAAUCUUCCAGACACUAAACCGCACAUAAGCACACCUCAUCGCUGGAGCAGCCGGAACCACAGUGCAGGGGAAAAUGUAAAUCGUUUAUAAGAGAACUGUGUGAGUUUGUGUGUGUGUGUGUGUGUUUGUGGCUUAAUUAUUGUUUUAAGUGGGAAGUCACAGAUGAUGAAUGUAAAAAUACUAUGAUGACAUUUUCACAUCAUGAUAUACAGAGGAAAAUAUCUAUUUAUAACUUUACUCAAGACUUGUACAAAGCAGUAACAUAAAGAUAAAUCGCUAACUACAUUAUUUAGUUUUUUAUGUUUUAGGAAGAUCUGUUUUUAAUUAUGUUAAGCACAUGCUUUAUUUUAUAUCAUUUCCCUGUGUAACUGUACAAUUAGUCAUCUAAAAA
This is a messenger RNA of Danio rerio (zebrafish), 1912 nucleotides long. RefSeq names its product UBA domain containing 1 (gene ubac1). Gene Ontology annotation, biological process: protein ubiquitination. NCBI's taxonomy places the organism in Eukaryota, Metazoa, Chordata, Actinopteri, Cypriniformes, Danionidae. The record is from RefSeq and is marked provisional. Gene Ontology annotation, cellular component: cytoplasm.